AUGUCGUCGUCGUGGAACUCGGUGGGGCUGGCGGUCCUGUACCAGGUGCUGGGCUGGGUCGCCUUCGUCGCGUGGUCCUUCAGCUUCUACCCGCAGGUCCUCCUCAACUACAAGCGCAAGAGUGUUGUGGGCCUGAAUUUCGAUUUUCUGGUGUUGAACUUGACAAAGCAUUCAUCCUACCUCAUAUACAAUGCAGCUCUAUUCUUCAGCCCGUUCAUCCAGCAGCAGUAUCAUGACAAAUAUGGUGACAAAGAGAUGAUUCCUGUUGCCGCAAAUGAUGUUGCUUUUUCACUACAUGCUGUAGCAUUGACAGCCUUUACCGUUUUUCAAGUAUUCAUAUAUGAGCGAGGAACACAGAAAGUCUCCAAAGUUUGCAUAUCAAUUUCUGCUAUCGCCUGGACCGCCGCUCUUGUUUGCCUCAUUAUUAUUGCUUGGCCAAAAAGUGACUGGCUUUGGCUUAUUGAUGUAUUCAAUUCAAUACAAGUUGGCAUGACAGCAAUCAAGUACAUUCCUCAGGCCAUCAUGAAUUUCAGGCGGAAGAGUACAAUUGGUUGGAGCGUUGGCAAUAUUUUACUUGAUCUCACAGGAGGCGUGCUGAAUUUUUGUCAGAUGGGUGUUCAAUCUAUAGAUCAACAUACAUUAGUAAAUUUCUAUGGAAACAUUGGGAAAACCCUUCUUUCAUUGGAGACGGUUUUCUUUGAUGUCCUAUUCAUUAUCCAACACUAUGUGCUGUACCCUGUCAAAAAGGACGAGCAUGGUAAGGCAAUCAUUUCUGAAAGGGUAGCCCCUCUUAUCAGGCCUUCCGACAAGCCUGAAGAAGAUAAUGUAUGA
Molecule: messenger RNA, 831 nt
Organism: Miscanthus lutarioriparius
Lineage: Eukaryota; Viridiplantae; Streptophyta; Magnoliopsida; Poales; Poaceae
Source: the annotation of a GenBank genome assembly